Molecule: messenger RNA, 204 nt
Organism: Zygosaccharomyces rouxii
Lineage: Eukaryota; Fungi; Ascomycota; Saccharomycetes; Saccharomycetales; Saccharomycetaceae
Gene: COA2
Product: Coa2p
Exons: 1
Coding region: 1-204 (67 amino acids)
Biological process (GO): mitochondrial respiratory chain complex IV assembly
Cellular component (GO): mitochondrial matrix
Source: RefSeq, a predicted model, not a curated record
AUGAGAGCCGCAACUAGAAUUAACGUUACCAAUAAAUUAUAUGUGAGUACCUUCCUGGUGGCAUUCUCAUCAGUGGCACUGACGUCGAUUUUUCCCUGCCCUGCUCACUCCCUAGAUUCUGACAGUCCAGCAGAUGAACUGCCGCAGGACGAAACUAAGCAAAGUCAGUUGUUAAAGAAACGAGAACUUCAGGGAAAGUUUUGA